Rhododendron vialii is the source of this 2050-nucleotide messenger RNA. RefSeq lists its product as uncharacterized. NCBI's taxonomy places the organism in Eukaryota, Viridiplantae, Streptophyta, Magnoliopsida, Ericales, Ericaceae. The transcript is spliced from 5 exons. The record is from RefSeq and is a predicted model, not a curated record. The coding region runs from base 251 to 1852 and encodes 533 amino acids.
UGCAAAGAAAAAACAGGUGCUUUGGGUCCCUUUACGUUAGGAGGGUGAUCUACCUUAGACCAGUUUGUUCACAAUCUUUGUAUUGAAAAUUUGCAACAAAUUUCCUUGGCUUCCAUUUACACUCUGACUUCUUUAGUUUUUUCUUUCCCCCUUUUUGUUUUGUCGCCAAGUGCUUCCUCAUCUCUCAGGUUUGAACAAAGGCGAAAAAAUCUGCUCAGGUGUUCGCAUUUCAGAACAAGAGAGUGAAAGAAUGGCUUGUCUUACCCCUGGUGUACUACUAAAGCUCCUCCAAGGAAUGAAUUCAAAAGCAAAAGUAGGUGGUGAACACCGUUCGGUCCUUCUACAAGUGAUCAGCAUCGUCCCAGCCUUAACCGGUUCAGAGCUAUGGCCUAACCACGGCUUCUUCAUAAAAGUCUCGGAUUCGUCUCAUUCCACAUACGUCUCGUUAUCAAAGGAAGACAACGAGUUCAUCCUGAAUAAUAAACUGCAGCUUGGCCAAUUCUUCUAUGUCGACAGGAUGGAAUCUGGUACGCCAGUGCCUAUCCUAGUUGGGGUGAGGCCGGUUCCAGGAAGACAUCCAUUUGUCGGAAAUCCCAAGGAUCUAAUGCAAAUGGUAGAGCCAUCCAUGGGCCCGAUUCAGGUUGAUCAGGAGGGAAUUACUAGAUCGAAAUCGAGUGAGUUGACGGAAUCCAAAGAGAACUUGAAAAAGAAAUUUGUCAUGAAAGAGGAGAAGGCAGCGGUUCCAUCUAGGUACAUGCAAGGUGUUUUGACAUCUAAUGCAAAAGCGAAUGGAGGUGAUCAAAACACAGCUGGGAAGAGCAACGAGAAUGAGAGUAAUGGAGUCAGUAAGAAGGUUGCACCGGUGAAAACAAAAUUUCAAGAGCUCCAAGGUCAGGCACGACCAUUUACUCCAUCUGGCAAUCUUGCUGAAGUACUUGCAUCAAAGCCAGAAGUUGAUAUAUUUGAUACCAAGGACAAGGAAGCUUUGACGCCAUUGAAAAGUAGAACGGCAAAACACAUCGUGACAAGUAAACUAGAAAACAUGAAGUUGAACUGUUUGGCACACUCUAGGGAGAAGACUCAGAUGCCUGAGAUCAUGUCCUGGUCCUCUCUACCGGCCAACCUUUUGAAGCCCGCCAAGGGAAUGGUUAGAAGAAGAAACUUGGCUUCUUUGGUAGCUGCAGAGGCUCAAAAAGAAGCAUCUUCAGCUGCAAUUCUUGUCAAGUGCCUCAGUAUGUUUGCCGAUCUUUGCUCAUCUGCAUCACCAGAGAAUCCCCACCUCUCUCUCACCAAGUUUUUCGCCCUUCACCAGCUUAUCAACCAACCAAAUGCCACACCCCCAUCAAAGGACAAACCACUUCAUCUCCCUAUUAUCUCAACUCCUUAUGACAAGGACAUAGACAAAAGUAGCAGAAAUAGAGGCCUUGAAAAUGGAAAAAGUAUAUCGAAAACCUUGAAGCCGUCGAUAGAGUUAAGUGGGGCUGAUAAACUAGAAUGGGCAAAAGGAGAUGUUAUGAAGGAUAUCAAAGAUCUAAGAGAGAACCUGUCAAAUGAGACACAAUCUUGGUUCUUGAAAUUCUUGGAGGGAGCACUUGAUGCAGGGUUUCGUGUGGAAAAGAAAGGAAAGGAGAGUAUGGGGCGGAGAGUGGAGCCAGACAACCAUAUUGCUGUCACAUUGUCACAACUCAAACAAGCAAACGAAUGGCUGGACAAAGUGAAGACCAACUUCAGCUUAGAGAAAAACGGGUUAGAUGAGACUGUUGAACGGUUGAAGAAAAAAGUAUAUGAUUGUUUGCUUGUUCAUGUGGAAUCUGCUGCAUCAGCUCUCGAGAGCCGGUCUGACCGUUGUUGAUUCAAAAUCAGAAAAAUAAGUGGAUGCGCUGUUAAUUAUCUGUCAAUUGGUAUUUAUCAUUAACUUAUAGUUUUGUUUUUUGAUUUUCAAAUUCCUUGUGAAAAUUAGUGCAUUUCAGGUGGAAAGCAAGGUGUAUGAAGAAGUGAGAAUUAUUUGGCAAUGUCUACAGGGAAAGUGCAAUUUGACCAGAUUUUUUUA